AAAUAUAAGUAAUCCCGCACAACAGUGCGGGUCUUAAUCUAGUUUUUCCUUAUUUUUCAAUCAAAGAGAGACAAACACACAACUGAAAAUUAUUACACAACAUGAAAAAUUGGACCCCACAAAGUGACUAUAGUAGGUAGGACCCACAAACCGCCAUGAGGCACGCUGUCUAUCUAAAGUCUAAACCAAACUAAACCCAUCUUCCAUCUGAAUACUUUCUUACCCUUAACCUCUCAGACCUAACCCUAAAUCCAUCUCUCUCUCUCUCUCUCUCUCUCUCUCUCUUUUUCUCACAAGCUUCAUCUUCAUGUUUUACUAGUCCACCUCCAGUUUCAUUGUACAUGUACAUGACCUUGUAUCUCUUUUCUUUUGCUCUUCUUCAAAAUUUUCAAUCUUCUUCCCCUUGAUUAAUUGUAUUUCCAUACUCAAGCUAAGCUACUGGUUUUGGUUUGAGCGAAAGAGAAAAAGGAGAUUAAUUAACUAGGGUUUUUAAUUGUUUGUCUUUUCACUCAAGAAAUGGAUCAAGUCUCUCGCUCUCUUCCUUUUCUCUCAAGAGAUCUUCAUCUUCACCCACACCAUCAGUUUCAGCAUCAGCAGCAACACAAUCACGUCCACGAGAUCGACCAGCACCGAAUCAGCGGCCUAAAACGCGACCGAGACACUAAGAUCGAUCCAAACGAGCACUCUCCAGCCGGAAAAGAUCAAAACACUCCCGGUUCCGGCGGAGAAACCGGCGGUGGAGAUAAUCAAAUCACGAGAAGACCACGUGGCAGACCAGCUGGAUCCAAGAACAAACCAAAACCACCAAUCAUCGUCACGAGAGACAGCGCGAACGCUCUCAAAUCCCAUGUGAUGGAAGUAGCCAACGGAUGUGACGUCAUGGAAAGCGUCACGGUCUUCGCUCGCCGUCGCCAACGCGGUGUAUGCGUUUUGAGCGGAAACGGCGCCGUUACUAACGUUACCAUAAGACAGCCAGCUACGGUACCUGGUGGCGGCUCGUCUGUGGUUAACUUGCACGGACGUUUCGAGAUUCUUUCUCUCUCGGGAUCUUUCCUCCCUCCUCCGGCUCCACCCGCUGCUUCCGGUCUAACGAUUUACCUAGCCGGUGGUCAAGGACAAGUAGUUGGAGGGAGCGUGGUGGGUCCACUCAUGGCUUCGGGACCUGUGGUGAUUAUGGCUGCUUCGUUUGGGAACGCUGCGUAUGAGAGGUUGCCUUUAGAGGAAGAAGAUCAGGAAGAGCAGCAAACGUCUGGAGCGGUUGUUAAUAAUAAUAAUAAUAUCGAUGGAAACGGAACGAUGGGUGGUGGGACGCAAACGCAGCAGCAGCAGCAGUUGAUGCAAGAUCCGACGUCGUUUAUUCAAGGGCUGCAACCAAAUCUUAUGAGUUCAUCUGUUCAAUUGCCAGGCGAAGCUUAUUGGGGAACUCCGAGACCAUCUUUCUAAUUCGCCAAAAUAAUAAUAAUGAUACGUUUCUUCGUUUUUCAAUUUUUAAUAUAUCUUCUGUUAAAUUUUAAUUUUAUUUUCUAAAAGAUAAUUUGAUGAAGAUUUGGGGUACGUAUGGAAUCGACGAGAACCGUUUUGGUCAUGAGAAUGGUCGAUCGAUCUUUUAGGUUUGCGAGGGGGGUUUUGUGUGUCUGCGUUGACUAAGAAAAAAUAAUAAAUUGGUUCCAAGUUUUUAUGAUCCAUGUGUUAGUGAUAACUAAGCUUUGCGUAUAUGUUAAAUUAUAGUGCAUAUAUACGCUUAUUGAAAUGUUUAUAACGCUCAACGAGUACACCCAAGAAAAAGUUACAUGUUACUAACCAUGUCAAUUUUUUUUGUUGUAUACUAGGUCAAAUAUAUGUUUUUAGUCCGUUACUUAUUAAAGUCUAAAUCCAUUUCCCGAAAAAUUCACAUUGUUUGUAUGUUAUUAUUUUUCUGUGUUAAAGAUUUAUUAAUAGUGGUUAUUUGUAUUUAGUAUCAACGGCUAUAAAAUAAAAUUAUAUUAGUUGUAAGGUAGAAUAUAGAUCGUGAGGCAAGAGGCAUAAAAGAAAAAGGAGAAAAGGAUGAUUGUUCCGAGGUUGGUAAGAUAAUGGUGAGGCAAGAGGCAUAAUGACAAGAACAAGACUUGGGAACAAGGUGAUUGCAUUUGGCGGAUACUUGUAUUUACACAUUUACACGAAAAUCCUUAGAUAUGUACACUUUUUUUUUUAGAUAUGUACACUUAUACAAGUAGUUUCCUGAUAUUUAGAAACUAAUCAAAUAAUUGUACAGUAUAUUACUGUGAUGUUAUUUUUCAAGUAAGAAAAGAGUCGAGUAGAAAUAUAUACUAAAUCUUCGAACAAGAAAAUGAUGAUUACAUCGACUAGCUCACUUGAUCACUGCAUAUACUAUAUACUAUCACAUACUACUGUACAUUUUAUGGAAGAACAUAAUUUAUGUGUGUAGGGUUUGUUUUGUAAGUAGAUAGAGAAGGGAAGAAGAGCAUUGGAUGUAGCACCAACGCACGUGCGUGUCUCUGAGAAGGAAAAGUUCCUUUACGAGGAGAUGAGUGAAGUGAGAGUUCCUUACUUCCAAAGCCACCUCCCUUCCACACUUUCUUUUUUUUUUUGACUAAAGGCAUUCAUAUUAAAAUUACGGAAAGAAAUAAAAAGUUUUACAAGCAUAAAGCUAUAGUCAAACCCCUACACAAAAGCCCGUACAUAGUUAUAACCCAUAAUUGAGAUCAGAAUGACAAGGUUGAAUUUUUUCAAAAGAUCAGAUAGUUGAGGAGUCAGGGAGAUCAAUUCAUGGAGGUAUCGGCAGUGUGUUAAACCACCUUUGCAUGAGAGAGGAGGAUAGGGACGGCGAUGAAGAUCUAUAGCUCAGUAUCUUGUCCCUGAUCAGACGAUCCAAGGAGGAGAUAAUCAUGUCUGAUGAUUGGAACCGCUGACUAUGGAGCCGCUGAUUCCGCUCACGCCACAAAAAGUAGAUCACCGCUUGCCAACAUAAGAGGACGAGGCGAUUAGCAUGUCUAUCCCCAGUUAGUGCCAUCAGACGGUUUAUUGUAUCUUGCCAAGAGGGGGAGGAAGUGAAUGAACAUCUGCGCCCGACCUCCGACCAAACUCUCAUAGAGAAAGGGCAUCUAAAGAACAGGUGAUCCCUAGAUUCCGGUUCCAAAUUACACAACAAGCAAUUACUAUCCACCGAUAGUCCCCAAGCAAGGAGACGAUCACGCGUUGGGCAUCUAUUCAACACAACUAACCAGACAAGAAAGCUGUGUUUUGGGAUUCCUCGUUUUGUCCAAACCACCUUCGCCCACGGAACUUUAGCUUCUUCUCCCUUCAGUUCCCAAUAUACUUGUGAAGUUUUGUAUGUUCCCGAUGCUACUCCUUCUACUAUCCAUUCAUAACUGUCCUCAAUUCCCUCUUGCAGAACCAUAGUUGUUAGAGCUACUUGAACCUGAAUCAUUGCUUCCGAUCGUGCACGAGGUAGUAACCAGUUGCCCGACCUGUUAAGAUUCGCUAGAGUAGCAGCCAUGGGGAUCCCCUGUCUGGAUGCCAGAGUUGAAGCGAAGUGGUCCUGCAGAGAGCCCAACAGGGACCAGUUAUCCGUCCAGAAGCGGCACUCCACUCCAUUACCUACUCGCAUUUUGAUCCAUGUAUACACUUCUCCUCGCAUCUUGAUUAACUUGUUAGCUAACCAAGAGUUUGAAGCACUAGUUUUGACGGUCCAGAAGUUAGAAAGCGAACCCUGUAGGAUCUCCGACUUGAACCAAGCAACCCUUCCACACUUUCCCCAUCAUCUCUUAUCUGUCUCCCUUUUGCAUUUACAUCUCAUUUCCUCUUUCACCUUUUUCUAUAACCUAUCGAUCGCUCUCUCUUUUUUUUUUGCUGUCCGAACGAUUACUAUCAAUCAUAUAAUUAUAACGACAAAUAUAAUUUGAACAUAGCCUGCGCAAUUAUGUUGCGCAAUUAUGUUUAUGGUGGAUGAUAUACAUUCUUAUAUGUUGUCUAUUAAGAACAUGAUUAAUCUGGGCUUUUAAUUUGUGAUUCUUAACUCAUGUUUUGACACUUUUUUUUUUAUAUUUUUCGACUAAAAAUUGUCUCUUAAACCAUAAUUACCGGAAUCUUGAGAAUUUUUUUUCUUUUUGUUUUCUAAAAAAAAUUAAAAAAUAAACUUAUCGCGGGCAGCCACGUAUCGGUAGGGCUCGCAAACAAUGCAAAAACUCCCCAAAAACCGAUCAUUAUUUCGUGAUUUUAGAGAUCGGUUUCUAAAUUUUUUGUGGGAUCCACGCGUUAGUGGGGCCACAAACAGUUUAAAAACCUCCUUUAGAAACCAGCGAUAUUUAUGCUCUUAGGACAUACACAUCGGUGCAUCUAAUGACGUAUCUUAACAAAUAAGAGGCAAAAAAAUAAAUACAAAUUAAGCUAAUAAUCGUGGGACGUUAACAAAAUUAGAACUUUUCUUACGCGUCCUUGGGUAGCACGUGUCAAGAGAUGAGAGGAAGACUGAAGGGGUAGAGGUAGAGGAAACGUAUCGAGCAUUCUCGACUUCAUUCUUCUUGUCUCCUCUCUCUCUCUCUUUCCUCAAUCUCGACGGCGAUUUCAGUCUCGCAAUCUCGCAAGAAAAAAUCGACACCGAGCUCUCGUUAAAUCGUCAUCCUAUCCGCCGAAUCUAAUAUACCGCUGUGGGAUAAUCGAAAUCGGUGACGAUUCUCAACGUCUCCCACUUCUCUCUCACAUCGAAACCUUCUCCUCCGAAACCAGGUUCAAAGUGCUCACUUUGGAAAACGUAUCUUCAGCACUUUGGUGCUGUAGGAAAUAUUUCUGCAUAAGUAUAGUAUCUGAUUCUAUCAGAGGGUUCUCACUAAAGCCCUAGCUAUAAAUACUUGUUUCUUCAUCUUCUCCAGAUAAGCCUUAGCAGUCAACUAGCUGCCGAGAUUGCAGCCAAUCCAGGGCAGUCCAAGAGGGAUGUUCCUGGUGACUCAGAGAGAGAGAGAGAGAGAGAGAGAGAGAGAGAGAGAGAGAGAGAGAGAGAGAGAGAGAGAGAGAGAGAAGAGAGAGAGAGAGAGAGAGAGAGAGAGAGAGAGAGAGAGAGAGAGAGAGAGAGAGGAGAGAGAGAGAGAGUGAAAGAGAGAGCUUGGUGUAGAGUUCUUCUUGGGUUCCUCUUGUAUAUCUCCUCUUUCUUGUUGUUCUUCUUCUCUGUUCUUGAGAAGCUCAAGCUAGGUUGUUAGCUGAGUGUAAGAAAGUAACCGUGAGAGGGUGAUUGUAAUCUCCGGUGAAUUUUUUUUCAACUUUGUAAUUUUCUUUUUUUUUUAACUUUGUAAUGUUCUUAUGUUUAAUGUUAUAUGUUUUAUUGUAAAA
Molecule: messenger RNA, 5322 nt
Organism: Brassica rapa (field mustard)
Lineage: Eukaryota; Viridiplantae; Streptophyta; Magnoliopsida; Brassicales; Brassicaceae
Product: AT-hook motif nuclear-localized protein 22-like
Biological process (GO): vegetative to reproductive phase transition of meristem
Cellular component (GO): nucleus
Molecular function (GO): DNA-binding transcription factor activity; minor groove of adenine-thymine-rich DNA binding
Source: RefSeq, a predicted model, not a curated record